AUGCCACGACCCACACGAGGAAAUAUAGGUCGACGAACGCGUCAUGUAAAUGCUACGGCAUUACAAAGGCGAUCACAGACUCCAGAUGAACGAGCACAAGCUAAUGCAUCGCAGCGUGAACGUAAUGCACGAAAUAGAUCUGUUGUACCUGAAAUUAUGCGUGCUGCUUUUAAUUACAACAGUCAGAUCAACUACAGUAUGUACGGAUAUAUUGGAAUAAUGGACGCAAUAUGUCCACAUUGUGAUGCGGCUAAAUUUCCAGGUGAAAUGCCCGGCAUGUGUUGUGCUAAUGGCAAAGUGAGAUUGCCACCAUUAAAAACUCCACCCGAACCAUUGUCUUCAUUAAUUUUUGGGGCUUCUGAAAAUUCGAAGCACAUUUUGAGUCAUAUUCAACAAUACAAUUCGGCAUUUCAAAUGACCUCUUUUGGUGCUACUAACAUUAUUAGAGAUAAUUUUAUGCCGACGUUUAAGAUUCAGGGCCAAAUUUAUCAUCAAGCUUGUUCGUUAUUGCCAUACCCCGAUGCUGAUUAUCAAUUUCUGCAAAUUUAUUUUAUUGGUGAUGAA
This is a messenger RNA of Anastrepha ludens (Mexican fruit fly), 564 nucleotides long. RefSeq lists its product as uncharacterized. NCBI's taxonomy places the organism in Eukaryota, Metazoa, Arthropoda, Insecta, Diptera, Tephritidae. The record is from RefSeq and is a predicted model, not a curated record. The annotation marks the transcript as partial. The transcript has 2 exons.